Molecule: messenger RNA, 2114 nt
Organism: Ipomoea nil (Japanese morning glory)
Lineage: Eukaryota; Viridiplantae; Streptophyta; Magnoliopsida; Solanales; Convolvulaceae
Product: DEAD-box ATP-dependent RNA helicase 17
Exons: 10
Coding region: 44-1825 (593 amino acids)
Biological process (GO): ribosome biogenesis
Cellular component (GO): nucleus
Molecular function (GO): RNA helicase activity; ATP binding; nucleic acid binding
Source: RefSeq, a predicted model, not a curated record
AUCCGACCCGGUUACCGUUGAACAGCAACGAAGAAGCUCGACAAUGGAGCAAAACCCUAGCAAGAAGAAAAUAAAAAAAGCAGAAAACAGUUCGGAAAUUUUCGCCUCCUGCUCGUUCGCUAGCCUCGGCCUUCAUCCAACAUUAUGCGACCAGCUCAAAGAGAGGCUGGGUUUUGAAGUUCCGACUCUUGUUCAAGCUCAAGCAAUUCCGGUUAUCCUCUCUGGUCGACACGUGUUAGUGAAUGCAGCGACUGGGACAGGGAAAACAGUGGCAUACUUGGCUCCAGUUAUUCAUCAGUUGCAGAAAUGUGAACCUCGGAUUCAACGCUCUGAUGGUACUUUUGCGUUGGUUCUUGUACCAACGCAUGAAUUGUGUCUGCAGGUGUAUGAAAUUUUGCAGAAAAUGUUACAUCGCUUCCACUGGAUUGUUCCUGGGUAUAUAAUGGGUGGGGAAAACAGGUCAAAGGAGAAGGCCAGAUUGCGGAAAGGUAUAUCAAUUCUUGUUGCAACUCCUGGUCGUCUUUUGGAUCACCUAAGAAAGACAUCGUCAUUCAUACACACAAAUCUGCGGUGGAUUGUUUUUGAUGAAGCGGAUAGGAUUUUGGAACUUGGAUAUGGUAAAGAAAUUGAAGAUAUACUUAAUGUUCUGGGCUCAUUUGGCAAGGAGAAAACAGCUUUUAGAGGCCUUGAAGUUCAGAGGCAAAAUUUGCUGCUGUCAGCAACAUUAAAUGAGAAAGUGAACCAUCUUGCCAAAAUCAGUUUAGAUAAUCCAAUAAUGGUUGGUCUUGAGGAUAAGAAGUCAGAUAACAAACAAAAUCACGAAGAAAUGGAAACAAGUGGACUUAAUUUAAAUGAUGAAUUUGAAACAUCUGGAAAACUAUUGAGUUCUUCCUGUGAGGAAUAUAAGCUUCCAGCUCAGCUACUCCAGAGAUACAUAAAAGUUCCAUGUGGUUCUCGGCUUGUAGUGCUUCUUUCAAUUUUAAAACAUCUGUUUGAGAAGGAAGCUUCCACACAGAAGGUAGUGGUAUUCUUUUCUACAUGUGAUGCUGUAGAUUUUCACCAUUCGCUGUUGAGUGAAUUUCUGUGGAACCCAAGUUUGCAAUCAGAUUUGGAAGUCAGGCAAAAAUUUUUGAGCUGCAAUAUAUUUCGGUUACAUGGUAAUAUGAGCCAUGAUGACCGAAGAACUACAUUCAAUGCAUUUAAAACAGAAAAAACAGCUCUCCUUCUGUCCACUGAUGUAGCUGCUAGGGGGUUGGACUUCCCAAAAGUUAGAUGCAUUAUACAGUAUGAUUCUCCUGGUGAGGCAACCGAGUAUGUGCAUAGAGUUGGAAGAACUGCUCGGUUGGGUGAAAAGGGUGAGUCUGUAUUAUUUCUACAGCCGAUUGAAGUUGAGUACUUGCAGGACUUGGAGAAACACGGAGUGACACUAACAGAAUAUCCCCUUCUUAAAUUGCUGGAUAGCUUCCCGGUGUUUGGUAUGAAACACCUGUCAAAGAAAUUUGUUUCGAAUCUUUCGAUAGAGAUGCAUCCCUGGUCAAUUUUUCUGCAGAGAUCAUUAGAAUCCUUUGUUACAACGGAGGCAAAUAUGAAAGUACUAGCAAAGAAUGCGUUUUGCUCGUGGGUCCGUGCAUACACUGCCCAUCGCGGAGAUCUGAAAAGAAUUUUUAUGGUGAAGAAGCUUCACUUGGGGCAUGUUGCAAAAAGUUUCGCAUUGAAGGACCAGCCAUCCUUGUUCAACAAAUCAAUCCAAAAGCAAACAAAGAAGAGGGGAAGGGAUCAAAAACAGAAGGGAGUAUCAUCAAAGAAGAGGAAAACCACUAAAUAAAUUAUGAAUUUUACUAUGACUAUCUAUACAUACACACACACAGAGGCACACCACGACGAGGUUGAACCAAUCGCUUAUCAUAUAUGAUCCAAGGAAAGCUCGAAAAGCUAAGAAUGUCUGUGAAUUGCCUCGAGAUGUGUCUGCAGUGCUGCAGCAACAUCCCUGUACAAGAAAAAUGUUUAAUUUUUGAGGUUUGAUGUAAGUGCAAGGUAGUUGAAAUUCUGAGCAUUGCCUUUAUGGCAUUAGCUCUACAGUUUUGUAGUCCAACUUUAAGCCACAGUCUCACUUA